This is a messenger RNA of Uranotaenia lowii, 3963 nucleotides long. RefSeq lists its product as uncharacterized. The record is from RefSeq and is a predicted model, not a curated record. Bases 1 to 3963 code for a protein of 1320 amino acids. The transcript has a single exon. Gene Ontology annotation, biological process: DNA integration. NCBI's taxonomy places the organism in Eukaryota, Metazoa, Arthropoda, Insecta, Diptera, Culicidae. Gene Ontology annotation, molecular function: zinc ion binding; nucleic acid binding.
AUGCGACGUAAUUUGCUGCUGCAUUUAAUGGGAUCGGACACGUACGACAUUGUCUGCGACAAAGCCGCGCCGCGCGCCGUUCGUGAAAUGGAUUACCGUGCGAUUAUCGAUACUCUAGAGGAUCAUUUCAAUCCGGAGCCUCUAGAGAUAAGUGAAAAUUUUCGAUUCAAUUGCCGUCGUCAGGGGGACAAAGAUGCUGCUUCUCCCGACGAGACAGUGGAUGAAUAUUUGGUUGCGUUGCGUAGAAUUUCUCUGACGUGCAAUUUCGGAAACUACCUUGAGACUGCAUUGCGCAAUCAGCUUGUUUUCGGGAUGAAACGGAAUGACAUCCGAGGCCGGCUUUUGGAAAAGCGUCGGCUGACUCUGCAGGAGGCCCGCGAUAUUGCGGUCAGCAUGGAGCUCUCGCUGAAAGGAGGAGCUGAAAUUGCUGGUGCUUACGGGAAACAAGAUGUGCAUACAGUGCAAAAAUCAGUGAAUGUGAAGAAAACAAAUGAAAAGUCAGCUGCAUCAUCUUCCCAUGAAUUCUAUUGUUUUCGGUGUGGUGAAAAAUCGCAUUUUGCGAAACAGUGCAAGCAUGAAAACACCGAGUGCAGAUUUUGUGGCAAAAAAGGCCAUUUGGAAAAAGUGUGCAUGAAGAAGAGUGCGAAGAAUAAUAAGCAGGCUCCGGUCCGAAAGGGGAGUACAGUGAAGGCCCAUUACAUUGAACACAGUGAUCAAAGUGAUAACUUUUCUGUGGGAGAAAUUUGCGCAGUCGAUGGUCGACUAAGUGAUUCGAAAUUUUGGGCUGUUAUUGCUGUGAAUGGGGUUCAAGUGCGUUUCGAAAUCGACACGGGUUGCCCAGUGAGCAUUAUUAAUUUGAAAUGCUACGAGGAUAAUUUUAAAAAGUACAAACUAAGUGAUAGUGCUUUAAACCUGAUGAGUUACUGCAACACUGACAUUCGUGUCCACGGUUGCUUUGAGGCAGUGGUAGAAUUUGAGGACAAGAAAAGUGUCCUACCGCUAUUUGUUGUCGAUUCUUCGAAACACCCCCUUUUGGGCCGCGAGUGGUUGAGGAAGCUGCAUAUCGAUUGGAACAAUCUGUUGUGUCCUGCUACGGUGAAUACGGUUACCCCUGCCACUACCACAAGUGCGUUAGAUCAGCUGUUCAAAAAGUACAGCAGUGUUUUUGAAGACUCAAUCGGAAGAAUUUCCUCGGUUCAGGCAAAUUUGCACCUGAAACCGAAUGCGAAGCCAGUGUUCCUUAAGGCUCGAAAAUUACCGUUCAAUUUGAAGAGUGUUGUGGACAAGGAACUGGACAAGUUAGUGGCAGAGGGAGUGCUUACAAAAGUGGACCAUAGUGAUUGGGCAACGCCCAUAGUGCCAGUGAAAAAAUCUGAAAAUAGAGUGCGAAUUUGUGGAGAUUAUAAGCAGACGGUGAACCCGUUGCUGCUGGUGGAUCAACAUCCACUUCCAACAGUGGACGAGAUGUUUUCAACUUUGGCCGGAGGAAAAAAGUUUACAAAAAUUGAUUUAGUGCAAGCCUAUCUACAGUUGGAAGUUGCACCGGCGGAUCGCUGCAUUCUUACCUUGAAUACACAUCGCGGUUUGUAUCGCCCUACCCGCUUGAUGUAUGGAGUAGCCUCAGCGCCGGCGAUUUGGCAACGGCAAAUCGAGGUUAUCCUUCAAGGAAUCGAAGGCGUUUCGGUGUUCUUGGACGACAUCAAAAUCACCGGGCCCAACGAUAUAGUGCAUCUGCAGCGAUUGGAGGAGGUUCUGCGCCGCUUGAAUGACCACAAUGUACGGGUAAACAAGGGUAAGUGCGAAUUUUUUGCCAAUGAAAUUGAAUAUUGCGGAUACUUGAUCGAUCGCGAUGGCAUCCAUAAGCUGAUGAAUAAAAUGGAAGCUAUCCGGGACAUGCCCCGACCGAGAAAUAAAGAUGAAGUGCGAUCGUUUAUUGGCCUUGUAAAUUAUUACGGUCGCUUUAUUGAAAAUUUGAGCACUGUAAUUUACCCCCUGAAUAACCUCCUCAAAGAUAGCGUUGCGUUUGAGUGGAAUAGAGAAUGCGAGAAUGCCUUUCGUCGAGUUAAGCAGUGUAUGCAAUCGAACAACUGCUUGGUGCAUUACUCGCCGGAAUUGCCCUUGGUUCUAGCUACAGACGCAUCCCCUUACGGCGUGGGUGCCGUCUUGAGCCAUGUAUACCCGGAUGGCAGUGAGCGACCAAUCCAAUUUGCGUCACAAACGCUAAACAGUACCCAACAAAAGUAUAUGCAAGUUGACAAAGAAGCAUAUGCAAUAAUCUUUGGCGUGAAAAAGUUUUUUCAAUACUUGUACGGCCGCAAGUUUCUACUACUGACAGACAACCAGGCAAUUUCAAAAAUAUUCGGCGAACAUAAGGGGCUGCCUGUGAUGUCAGCGUUGCGCAUGCAGCACUACGCUACGUUCCUCCAAUCUUUCGACUACCAAGUUCGCUUCAGAAGGUCAGCGAACCAUGCUAACGCAGAUGCACUUUCGAGAAUUCCACUGAAACAUUGCGAUCCGGAAAACGUCAUCGCGGAGUCGGAUAUUGUGGAAGUUCACCAAAUAGAAACACUUCCGCUAACUGCUACGGAGUUGUCCCAAGCAACGUCGGAUGACAAUGCUGUUAAAAUUUUGCUACAAGGGUUGAAAUACGGACAACAAGUGGAUGGAAAGGAUCGUUUUGGUAUCGAUCAGACCGAAUUCUCGGUCCAGCGGGGUUGCCUGUUGCGGGGAAUAUGUGUCUACGUUCCCCUAGUGUUGCGGAAGCGCGUUCUUGAAGAGUUGCUUUCCACCCACUUUGGUGUUUCAAGAACCAAGUCUCUUGCGAGAGGCUAUUGCUGGUGGGCAGGAAUGGAUAAGGAGAUUGAGGAUAUGGUAGCCAACUGCACUGAUUGCCAAUCAGUACGCCCCGAACCGACGAAACUGAAGCCGCACUUCUGGGAGCCUGCUACUGAGCCCUUCCAGAGAGUACACGCCGACUUUGCUGGGCCGUUUAUGGAUUCGUACUUCUUCAUCUUAGUCGAUUCCUAUACGAAGUGGCCCGAAAUACGUGUGUGUCGUUCUAUUACCGCUGAAGCUACCGAAACAAUGUGCCGUGAAAUAUUUGCUACCUACGGCAUUCCAGCAAUUUUUGUCAGUGACCAUGGAGUCCAAUUUACCGCUGAAUCGUUCCAACGUUUUUUGAAGCUCAAUGGAGUGGUACACAAAAUGGGUGCGCCGUACCAUCCAGCCACAAACGGCCAGGCCGAAAGAUAUGUGCAGACGUUCAAACAAAAGCUCAAAGCGUUGAAGUGCCCCAAGUCCAAGCUGAAUUUAGAACUGGCCAACAUCCUCCUGACGUACCGUAAAAUGAUCCAUCCUUCGACUGGUCAGUCUCCUUCAAUGCUCAUGUUCGGCAGACAAAUCCGAUCUAGGCUUGAUCUGAUGCUACCACAGAACUCCAAGGAAGAGUCUCCCGACCUGGUCUUGCGCACAUUUGCUGAUGGUGAUCGUGUGCGUGUUCGGGAUUUUUUGUCGAGCAACAAGUGGCAGUUUGGCAGAAUAGUAUCCAAAGUUGGGAAAUUGCGAUAUGCGGUACGCCUUGACGAUGGCCGACUUUGGGAACGACACGUCGACCAUAUUGCCGGUGUUGGAUCCGAGCUGAUGCCCCGAGGAACGCCGAACAGCAAUCAAUCGUUCGUUCCUCUACCAACGAAUAGUAGCGCUAGUACUGUGGUUUACCCAGACAGAGGUGCUACUAGUGCGGACGCCAGGAAUACAACAAUGGAGGCCGGACCAGAGCUUCCAUCACCAACGGUUUCGUUGAAUCAUCAAUCGCCAGCGUCACCAAGGAGUGUUGGCGUGCAAUCGAAGAUGUCAACGCCGAAACCAGUCCAGCCACAAAUACCAAAGGUUCCAACAGUGGUAUCCGAACCGUUGAGGCGUUCUACGAGAGAGAAGAGAGCACCACAGAAGCUCAAUCUGUAA